AUGUUUAAAGGCGGAAGAAGAUCAGGUGCUAAUUUCCCAUCUACCUUAAACACUCCAAUCGUGAUACAUGAAAUUGCUGAGCCUCAAUAUGUAUCAAAAGAUCAAGUACUAAAAUUUCUAGAAACCUUCAUUGAUAGCAAAGAGACAUUAGUAUCGAACGUAUCUACCUCUAUUGGUGUAGAAUCCUCCUCUAUGAUACAACCUGCUUUGGAUAACGCUAUGCAAAGUGUCGAUACUAAUCUAACAAGUUCAUUGUCACAAUUGAAAAGAUUACAAAGAGAUUUUAAAGGUUUACCACCUGCUAUGGCUACUUCAACAUCAUCUUCAUCUGAAUCAGCUAGUAGUUCUUCUGCAUCAACUGAAGAAGUUGAAAAUGAGGAAAACUUGGAUGAUCAAGGUAAUUCAGUUAUGAAAAGUGCCACUGGGGGUACUAAAAAGAAGUUCUCAGAAGAUGACUGA
Vanderwaltozyma polyspora DSM 70294 is the source of this 459-nucleotide messenger RNA. It is a transcript of the gene RPA14, whose product is annotated as DNA-directed RNA polymerase I subunit RPA14. The record is from RefSeq and is a predicted model, not a curated record. The transcript has a single exon. Bases 1 to 459 code for a protein of 152 amino acids. Lineage: Eukaryota; Fungi; Ascomycota; Saccharomycetes; Saccharomycetales; Saccharomycetaceae.